Messenger RNA from Symbiodinium natans, 1509 nucleotides. Lineage: Eukaryota; Dinophyceae; Suessiales; Symbiodiniaceae. The record is from the annotation of a GenBank genome assembly.
AUGGCAGGUGAUGUGGUGGUGGAGCUUCAUCCAGACACGUUCUCCGGUUCAAGCUCUUUAGUUGGGGAGGUGACGGAGCGCUUGUCCAAGAUUCUCAACUUUUCUAGCUUUGGCAUCAAGUUGGUGAGCUCAGGGACUAUCCUCGCGGACCAGCAGUCCUGGCAGGAGCUCGGGAAGCCACAAGAAAUCCAGCUAGUGACCCUACCCUUGGUGACUCAUUGCGAACGUGAUUUGUUGGCUGCCGUCCGUAGGGAAGACAUCUGCAAGGUUGAGAAGAUUCUGCAAAAGCCCCAUGAUGCCGCCUGCACCUAUCCGGAUGGCACACCCAUGUUAGUUGAAGCCAGCCGCAAAGGAAACCACGAGAUCGUGAAGCUACUACAUCGAGCACUUGCAGACAUAAACUCGACUGGUCGGAACGGUCGUACCGCCCUGUACGAGGCAAUUGCUGCCUAUGACCUUGCCCGCGGACACUUCGAAGUUGUGCACUUCUUGGUGGAUGCCGGCGCCAACACUGACCAGCCGGACUGGCUCGGGAACACUCCCAUGCAUGCAGCCGUCAGUGGUGGCAGUGGAUACAACACUGAGGUGCUUCGCCUCCUGCUCAAGGCCUCCGCUGACAUGGACCGGCCCAACAGCCAAGGGGUCACCCCCUUGCGAGCAGCGGCCCGCUGGGGCCACGUCGAAGACGUGGCUGCCCUCCUCGAGGCCCAGGCGGACCCCAACAAGGCCGACGCGGCCCAGGGAACGCCCCUUCUGGCCGCUGUCCUACGUGGCAGCGCCCGUAUGGUCCGCCUGCUAGUGGAGAAGCGCGCGCAGGUGGAUCAGGGCCAGCAGCAUGAAGCCCCGCUGCUGGCUGCCAUCCACUCGCAGCACGUGGACAUAGCACGCUGCCUUGUCGAGGUACAGGCAGAUGUGCGAAAGACGAGUUUCGAUGGCAUGACGCCCCUACAUGCAGCAGCUGCCCAGGGACAUCUGCCGAUGGUGCGGUUCUUGGUUGAGGCAAACGCCGGACCUGACGUGAAUAAGGCAGACUCCACUGGUGACACCCCACUUCUGUCUGCGAUCUGGCUUGGAUUCUCCGAGGUUGUCCGAUUUCUGAUUGAGUGCAGAGCGGAUACAGACCUUGCAGACAAGUCCAACAACACUCCCCUUCAUGCAGCAGCAACCCAGGGCGAUGUAGGCAUUGUUGGAUGCUUGAUUGAGUCACGCGCAGACCCAGAUCGCUGCAACGAUGAUGGUGAGACGGCCCUGUUCACGGCAGUUUGGUCAGACCAUGAGGAGCCUGUCCGUCAGCUCCUGACCGCAGGUGCUGACAUGCACAUGUUGGACGGAAAGGGCAGUAGCGUGGCCCACAUCGCUGCGCGCCUGGGCCGAGCUCCCCUCGUGAAGGCUCUCCUGGAUGCUGGGGCCGACAUGAAGCGACUGGACAGCCACGCGCUCAGUUUGCUGGAGGAAUUUGCUGAAGAGUCUGCCGAGUUUCCUGUUGAGCCACCACCUCCAUGCUCCUGA